AUGAAGCGCAGCGAUCGUAGUGCAUCCCCGUCCGUUUUGUUGUACGAGGGCGAUGGUAGCAUGGCAACUCACGUCGACUCACGGAUUGGGAUGAACCAUUUCUCCCCUUGCCGCUGGGACACAAACGACGCGGAAAUUGGAGCGCAAACGCCAUAUUCUGAGGGGUGGAGGGGGAUUAGAAAUAUGAAUUCCGGCGCGACUGCGGUACAUGCGGCGUCGAGGUUCGGUGGCCCGUACCGCUCCCUGUCACCCCAAUCCCUCCCUGCUCGCAGUGGCAGCUGGCUGCCCAAGGGAGCUACCAAAACCUACGAUCCGCUGAGUAGCAGAAGGGGCGGACGUGUGGUGCAUAAUGCAGAACUUGGCCAAGCAGUGGUGAAUACUGCACAUCGGUUGGAGGAAGCAGAUAGAAUGCGUCGGCGUCCGUUGUCCUUUGUCGUCAGGGGCGCGGAGCCCUGCGAUGAGCAGCCCUAUCCGUACAGCAAUAGCCGUAGUGCUUCGCAGCGUUUGUGGGGCGCAUCAACUUCUAGCUGCGCCGAAGCCUUUCUGGCGAAUCAAGCAAUUAGGCCACGAAAGAUACUCUCCGCACGAGAUGAACUGGGGUUGGUACUGCUUGAAGAUGACGUGCCGCUGCCAUUGUCGCCCGGGAGGCCUCACGGUAGUAGUGGCGGUGCUGGUGGUGGCAGCAGCAGCAGCACCGGCAGCAUCCCUUUUGCACUUGUCACGAUACAUCCACCUGAGGGUCCGCAGAAGAGAGGAUUGACGUUCAGAGAAAGUCAAUUUGCUCGACAGAGUGAGGAGCCCGUUGCAUGGCGACCAGAACGCACUGCGUCGAAUGUCCACCGUGAUUGCGCUGAGGCACGUGGGUCAGCCAGUAGUAGAGCCUUUUUCCCGAGAUUGGGAUGGCGGGAUGUCGAUGAACUGCCCGUUCCACCUGGCCCAACACUGCACUACAAGCAGCUGACCGAGGCCUUUUACGGGAACUACUCGGGCGGAAUGCUUGCUCAAGAGGCCUACCUGUACUUUGUGUCCGAUAUAAACCGUCGGCAGUUAGUUGGUGGAAAGGGUGCCGCUCGUCGGCCGCAACAAACUCGAAAGUUGAUGGGGAACAGGCGACAAAAGCCCGAUGUUGCCUGUGCUUCACACGGGAGGGGUGCGGGUUAUACUUUGUCAACCGACGCCGCUUCACAGGCGAAGUGGGUAUAA
Trypanosoma cruzi is the source of this 1203-nucleotide messenger RNA. RefSeq lists its product as uncharacterized. The transcript has a single exon. Lineage: Eukaryota; Euglenozoa; Kinetoplastea; Trypanosomatida; Trypanosomatidae. The record is from RefSeq and is a predicted model, not a curated record. Bases 1 to 1203 code for a protein of 400 amino acids.